AUGAGAAAUUGCAAAAUGGUCCGGGUGGCUAGUGUGCUGGGGCUGGUGAUGCUCAGCGUGGCUCUGCUGAUCUUAUCCCUCAUCAGCUACGUGUCCCUGAAAAAGGACAAUAUCUUCACCACUCCCAGAUAUGCCAGCUCGGGGGUGCCCAGAAUGUACAUGUUCCAUGCUGGAUUCAGGUCCCAGUUUGCACUGAAGUUUCUGGACCCUUCGUUUGUACCGAUUACAAAUUCUUUGACACACGAGCUGCAGGAAAAGCCUUCCAAAUGGACGUUUAAUAGAACAGCAUUCUUACAUCAAAGGCAAGGAAUUCUCCAGCAUGUUGAUGUAAUAAAAAAUUUUUCUUUGACCAAGAAUAGUGUUCGGAUUGGACAGCUGAUGCAUUAUGAUUAUUCCAGCCAUAAGUAUGUUUUCUCUAUUAGCAAUAACUUCAGAUCACUGCUUCCAGAUGUCUCACCUGUCUUGAAUAAGCAUUAUAACAUUUGUGCUGUUGUUGGAAAUAGUGGAAUCCUUACAGGGAGUCAGUGUGGACAAGAAAUAGAUAAGUCUGAUUUUGUUUUUCGUUGCAACUUUGCUCCAACUGAGGCUUUCCAAAAAGAUGUUGGAAGGAAAACCAACCUUACAACCUUCAAUCCCAGCAUCCUGGAAAAGUAUUACAACAAUCUUUUGACCAUUCAGGAUCGCAAUAACUUUUUUCUAAGUUUAAAAAAGCUUGAUGGGGCCAUUCUUUGGAUCCCAGCUUUUUUCUUCCACACUUCAGCAACUGUUACAAGAACAUUGGUUGACUUCUUUGUUGAGCAUAGAGGGCAAUUAAAGGUCCAGCUGGCUUGGCCAGGAAAUAUAAUGCAGCAUGUCAACAGGUACUGGAAAAAUAAACAUUUGUCACCCAAGCGACUGAGCACAGGUAUUCUUAUGUAUACCCUUGCUUCUGCAAUAUGUGAAGAGAUCCACUUGUAUGGGUUUUGGCCAUUUGGAUUUGAUCCUAACACCAGGGAAGACCUCCCAUACCAUUACUACGAUAAAAAAGGAACAAAGUUCACUACCAAGUGGCAGGAGUCCCACCAGCUGCCUGCAGAAUUCCAGCUGCUCUACAAAAUGCAUGGUGAAGGACUAACUAAACUGACUUUGUCACAUUGUGCCUAAGAACUUAAAACUUGAAGUGCCAAAUGAUUGUUUAAAAAGUGCCCAAAAUUGAAUUAAACAUUCUUUAAAAUAUAAUUCUAAAAAAAAAGAAAAAAACCUAAAAUAUUUUCCAUAAUAUAAAGAUGCUUUUUAAUAGCCCUUAUCACAGCUCAUCAAAAAGUUUCAGCAUAUUUAGCAAUGCAGAAGUGUUUAUCAAAAUGUACUGACACUAUUCAUGGACCAGAAAAGUUUAAACUCUUUAAGAUAGAUAUUUUGCAUUUAUAGAUAUGCUACUAAAUACAUGUUUUAAAAUAUUUUCAUAUAUAUAUUUUAACAUUACACUAAAUGCCUCUAACCUACAAAUUUUAAUGUUCCCUGCAGAUUAGAAUUAGAACCGUUAGUUUAAAAUAUUUUGCUUAUCUUACAGCUAUUACUAUUAGUAGUGAAACAUACACAUGUUGCCAUGGCUAAUUGGAGAAAGCUAAUUAACAUUUCCAUUUACUAUCAAGUUAUAGUUCUUUAGAAUGAACUCUGAUUUUCACAGCUUGCAUAUCAUCUGUGGUCUUGUAUUUUACAUUUUCCUAGGACUAGUAUUAAAGUGAUGGGCCUUGUCAUAACUAGAUACAUAAAUUGUUCUUAGGUUACUUCAGUGUUUUAAUUCAGUUUGAGACAAAUCCUAGAGACGGACCCAUUUAAAUCUAUGGGAAUGUUGUCAUUAACAUCAGUGUAACAGAAUUUGGCUGUUUGAUUUUAAAAUUAAUGUAUCAAGAUUAAUAAUACAAUUUUUUAAAAUUCUAUUCUGUGAUGAGGAGGCCCUUCCUAAUCCUAUCCAAACAUCCCCAAAGGGGGCUGACAGUGAUUUGAGGAAUAUAGAUCCUUUGGAGGAGGAGCACAGUUUGUAAUAGUCUCUUUGACCUAGGCUCCUCUAUUCCUAAACUCCCCUUCAUCAGUGUUAUUGCUGCACUCCCAGUCUUCACAAGCCUAACCCACAUAUUCUAAAGCCACUGCAAAAAAUGGGUUUUCUACUCCAUAGCCCAUUGCACUACCAACCAAAGCCCUAGUCCUGCAAUGAGCUCUGUGCGGCCUCUGGAGUCCACCCAUGCAGAUAAUUACAGGAUCAGGGUUCAAGAUAGAAAUUAGAUUUUCACAUAUAUUGUUUCUUUUUCCUUGUAGUUCUACUGUACCUCAAGCAUAGUUAUUCUAUGUGUUCGGGUGAUACAUUGUGAUAUGUUCCAAAAGUGGCAUCCAUACUGGAAAUACUAUACCCCAUCCUGUUGCUCCCUCUCCAUGUAUCAAGAUUAAAAAAGAUGUGCAGAAACCAGGGUAACCAUUACAUUGCUCCUGAACAAGUGUAUAUAGUUAUGUCUAAAAAAAAAGUGUAAUGAUGAAACAUAAUUCAACAAAAAUCUUUGAUAGGUUUUUUUAUUUGGGAGCAGUGAGGAUAAGAUCAAUGCCAACAAUGGGAACAGAUUAAAAUUACUGGCUAAAAUUUUCAAAUUUAGGUGCCAAAAGUUAAUCACCUAAUUCCAUAUUUAGGUAAUUAAACAUUCACUGAAGUCCAUGGGAGAUGCAGGUUUCUAAACCACUUUAAAAAUCAGGCAACUUAUGUAGGGACCUAACUUUUGGGGCCUAACUUUGAAAACAUUGGCCAUUAUGUCUCAGGCCAAUUGAUUCUAAUAUUUUUAAAUUAAAACCAUUAUGCUUCAAAAUAUUCUAACAAUUUUAUAUUAUUUUGUAUGGCUUCAAGUGAAGAAUAACUAAGUCCUGGAGGUAUCUGUGAUAAUGAUGUAAAACACCACACAUGCUGCUAUCUUAAUUUUUCAAAGAUUCAUCUACAAAAUAAAAAUAGAAUUUAAGAAUGGAAAACUCCAGGGUAAUAUAAAUAAUGUUCUAAUCAGUGAGGAAUGGUCUCCCUCCUCCAUGGAAUCCACUGAAACCUCUGCACCUUGGCUUGAGAUGGCCAUGCCGGGACUGGAGAAGGAUGGAAAUGGGGACCACUGCUUUAUUUGGCAUAAUCCCCUCAGCAUCCAUGGUGAAAUGCUGACCCUAAUGAACUCAGUGGGAGUUUUGCCUUUGAUUUCAAUAGGAAUUUCUCCCUGAGUUCUUUUCUGAGUGAAAAUCUGCCUGAGAGUUAGGGUGAAAUUCUGGCCCUAAUCAGGUUAAUGGGAGUGUUAGCUCCAUUUCUAAGUUUUCACCUCUCUCAGGAUUCCCAUGUGAGGGGAGCACGGAGCCACCUUGCAACAACUUUAAAAAACUCUGAAUCCCAAUGCCUCUGGUGGAAAAGCAAAUGCUAUCCAGCUGACUUUGCAUCAUCAAACUCAGCCUGUGCUAUGCAUUGUUCUUAAAGUGGUAUUUCCACCAGUGAAGGACGCCAGCCCCAUUCACUGAAUGGAGAUCCUGAAACAGCAAGAGUUUUAAAACCAUUUUCAAAAUUCUUCUUUGAUUCCUGGAGAGGACAUAAAUCACCAACAAUUUGCUGGGUUUGUUUUGUAAAUAGAAACUUAAAACUGAAAGUGUUCAGGAGAAGGUUAGCCUAUAUCCAAACUCACAGAGUAUAGAGUAUUCCAUCAUAGUGUUAAUGGAUGACUUCACACUCUCCUGUUUAGAAAUCGCAUUAUUGCUAAAGUUUCUUGCCCAGUUGUGGAAGCCUGCAUCUGCUUUCCUGAUAUCUUUGUCUGUCCUGCUCGCUAUUCUUAAGAAUUCAUACACUAGAGUUUUACUUAUUACAGGUGUUGUUAUUAAGUGGCCUCAUAAUGGUGAGGUGCCAAUGUAUCAUGGCUCCAUAUGAUUAAUUAUUGCUAUUUUAUUUAUUAUUUGCAUUGCAAUAGCAUGUGAGGUCCCCAAUCAGGGAUUAGUUCUCCAUUGUGCUAGCCAAUGUUCCAACACAGGACAAAAAGACAGUCCCUGCCCCCAAAGAGCUUACAAACUACGAUAUACCCAGGUUAAGGAGCUAGGGCCCAGCCCUGCAAACCUCUACCUUCUGACUAGUCCUAGUGAAGUCAGAUGAGUAAAGGUCUUCAGGAUUGGACCCAUCCCUUGUAACUCCUAAUCUGCCAUGUUACACUGUGGGUGUGAUUGCUAUGGUAUAAUCCAGUCACUGUCCAAUAUUAAACAGUGUUAAACAAGGUUUGGGGUUUGGUAUACAGAAACCUCAGCCUGCUUAGUACCGUGGCAACCACAUUAUUAAAUAUCCCUUUUAACCUUUUAUUAAAGAUAAAGCAAAGAGAGAAAAACAGUUAAAGGAUGCAAAAUGUAAAGUAUUAAGUAAGGUUUUCAUGUUAACAACAUCCCUUGUUCUCUUUCCCUUUAGCUGAAGAGAAUUUUUAGAAGGAAGAAAAAUCUUUGUUUGAUAGUCAUUAGACGGUACCAAAAAUGGUAAUAACUGUCCUUUUGGGAAAAAAUUGAUGAAGAUAGUUGAGAUGGGCUGGAGCUGUUGUUCCUGAUACUAUUGUUAAAGUUUGAUCCUAUUUCAUCCCAGAUGGUGUUUGGGAUUCAGCUGGAGCCAAGCAGAGGUGGUGGUGUGUUCUGUGUUCUCUCUCUCUGGCAUGGUCUGGUCAGGACAUCUCUCAAGAUCAGGAUGAUGAAGACCCAGGGGUCCAGGAGAUGGUGGGGUGGCAGCCAUGAUGGUGAAGCUUGCUCCAGUAGAAAUUUUUCUCCCCAAAGUCUUUUUCUUUUAAGGACCCCAAAAAGGAAUAGUGGGUGGAAUAGCACAUCCCCUCAUUAUUUCAUCCACCAAUUAGGCCUACUUCUGGCACAACAAUUUUGGUUCACUAAUUUCUGGUUCCACACUUUUCUUGCUUACAAGCAGGAUCUUAACACAGUCCUUGAGUUGUAUCAGUAGGCCUUUUUGUAUGGACUAAUUCAGUCUUUCUCCAUUUCGUACCUUUUCCCAUCAAAAUUUGUUGCUAUUGUGACAUCUUAUGAACGUACACUGACUUUUUACAAUGGAACUCACAAUUCAGGUAAAUUUGUAAGCCCAGUUAUCGCAGCUUGGGGUGCAGAAGGGGUAAGAGAGGAGCAACAGCCCAAGAAUUAAGUUCUGAACAAUUGUCUUUUUCUGGGUGCCUGUGUCUAAGGAAGGUGAAAACAUUAUUUACAUAUUUUUCAAAAAGGAAGAAUGAGAAUUAUGAAGGGUAGGGUUCUGCACUAAUUAUUAACUAGGAACGUCAAAUAAUCUUUUCCAAUGUACCUUACUAUUGGAUUGUACAGUGUGUGUGUGUUCACCAUGGAAGCUAAGUCCAUUCUUAAUUCACUGCUAUGUAUAAUAGAAUAUUCUUAGUUUAACUUAAUAUACACACACAGCCACCAAUACACACCUAAUUCUAUAAACAUUGUAUCAUAUUUUGUACUGUGUGGAACUCAGUCACUGGAAAACAGGAAAUAUUGCAGGAGGGUUCAUAGUUGGUAGCUGGCAUUUUAAUUUAAGUGAUGGAUUAUUAAUUUAAACAGUGGGAAACUAUAAUUUUAAUCUAAUUAAGUAAAUAUGAACAAUUAGCAUCAUAUUUGUUUUAAUGCUGAGGCCAAUAUGUUGUAUAUAUUUUUCAGUUGCUGGCUCUCAACAAUAAGAAAUUAUAUUGGCCAACAAUGUCAAUGUUUGGCUACUGUACAUUGUUUACAUAACAUAGUUAUGUGCAAGUUAGGUACAUAGUUAUGUACAAGUUUAGAUUACUAAUGAAUUUAAUUAGAAGUAAUCACAAGCAAAUAUGCACUCGUCUAAAUGAAUGUCUAAAUGAAUGUUCUUUCCAUUCAGUCACAUAGAGCAUCUUCAAGAGACAUUUUCACAAAGGGGAACAAUCUAUUUAGGGCCAGAUUCCAACACCUUUUUUCUAGUUUAAGAUCACCUUACUGCAUGGGUUAUUCCACUGUCUUCUUUCCAUUGACUUCAAUGGGAAUACUCAUGGAGUACAGUAUAACUGAAUCUGAAUAAGAGUAUCAGAAUCUUUUAAAAUGCGGUGGAUCUUCUUAUAAUAAAGUCAUCAUUUUUUCACAGUGCAGCAUCACUCCAAGCAGAAAUUCUCUAGAUCCAAAACUUCUUCUGGUACAUUUCAGUGUAUUGAAAUAAUUUCAGCCCUAAACCACUUCACUAUGGGGUCCCAUGCUAUCAGAGUUUACUGUGAAUUCCACUGUUUAGCAUAGUGGCAACAUUUGGAUAUGAAUCUCUAUUUUGGGUUGGUGUCCUGAUCUGGAGUUUUGUUCCGCACUGCUCUACCAUUUCCUGUUCAGAAAGUGGAUUUAUUUCUCCAGUAGAGCUAGUCAGAAAAACUUCAAUGGAACCAUUUUCCAUUGGAAAAAGAGGUUCCUUUGAAAUCAAAAUGCUUCAUGAAAUUGUGUAGAAAAAAAAAGGAAAAAAGUUUCUAAAAUGUUAAAAUGUCCCAUUUUGACAUUUUCAGAACAAAAUGUUUUGGUGUUUGUUUCAAUUUUAUAUUUUGUAUUAUAUAUUACAUAUAUAUUAUAAUAUAAUAUAAAGUAAAAAGCCAAAAUUGAAACAAAAGAUUUCAUUCAGCCCCAAUUCUUUUUUUUCUGAAAUUUUCUUUUGCACAGAAUUCUGAAAUGUUCAGUUUUCUUUCUUUAUCAGAACAAAUUUUGAAAACUCAAAAUCCUUUGCAAAGUGGAAUUUCCAAUCUCCACACAGCUGUAAUCUCCAGCUUUUUUUUCCUUAUAAUUUUGCUUGCUAUUAUUUUCAUCUGAGGGCUGAAUUCUGUUUCUGUGCCUGCUCUUUUGCACCCACAAAAUGAAUUGCAAGUGCAAAAAUUAUGGGAACAAACGGCUCUGUAAAAGGGAGGCCACUCUUCUGAAACUAUAUGCCUAAUUGUUGAAGGAAGUAGACUAUGGAAUUGUGCCACUUAUACCAGGGCUGAAUUUGUUUAGUUUAAACAAAUGUUGCCUCCCUUACAGCCUGUUUCUCACUCCCCACUCUCCCUUGCAGUGAAGUUAUGCAGUGGAACUAGACUCCAAGUUCUGCUCUCUCCACAGGAAAAGAACUCCCAAGAGCAGACUAUCAGGGGUGAGAUCCACUCUGGGCACUUGACAGGAGAAUUUUGCCCUUGAAACUGUGGUUUGAUAAGCACUACUGUGAUGCUAUAGCAGGGAGAAAGAGGCACUAGGUGCUAAGUGAGAAACACAAAUAUCUUUAAAUAUCAGAAACAGGAAUUCAGAAAAUUAUUGACAAAGGGCCAUAUCAUACCAUUGAUUUUUACGCAUAACUCCCCAUUGUUUUUUCAGAACCCCAUUGAACAUUUCAGAGCCAUCGAUUUCAGCGGGGAGUUCUGCUUCAAAAUCAAUGACACAAUAAGGCCCAAAGAAAAUUGCUUUUUGGUAUCAAUAUUCUUUGUUCAAGUUUGCUGCAAUGUGGAAACCAUGCUUUAAAACAAUGUGUUACUUGUAUCCUUCUGUUUUUCUAGAUGGUAUUUCAAAUCUGCUUUUGUUUAGAGACAAAAAUAACUGGAUUUAUUAUGCAAAUUAAAAGGAACACUAUUUUGGGGGCCAAUACUCUUCUCAUUGGAGUGAAUGGAAAGACUCCCAUAUGAUUCAUUCAGGGCAGGAUCAAGUUCCUCUCCUUGUCCUAAAUCUCCAAUUUCAAAUUAGUUGGAGAAAUUCACAUUAAGAGCCUGAUCCAGAAGUAUCUGUGCUGGUAAACUCCCUUUGACAACAGCAGGUGUUUUGCCUGUGUCAGGACUGCAGGAUUGAGAUCAGUGUCCUUUUCCUAUUGUGUCUCACUCAUGGCUCAUGUAACCCUUUUCAGGGGGCUGAACCUGAAAAGAGUCAAAGGUCCUAUUUGACACCUCUGUGUUCACAAGCCAAAGUCAUUGAAGGUCCAGAUUCUGCCACUUUUACAGUGAGUGGUUAGCACCUGACUCCAUGACUACUCCCUGUGGCAGACUCUGGUUGUGUUUUAUGGAGAGAUCAAAGCCAAGACAAACAAAUGAAUGGGGUUGAACUGGGAAGGCGCAGGGCCAGGAGCACCCAAUAAGUGUGCUGACUCACCACAUCUCCCAAGCAGACUGACAGGGACACCCCACAUAAAUUAAAGCAACUCGUCCAGCUGCUUUCCUCCAGCCGAUCAGAUUCUUUGAGUGUCAAGUGACAAAAAUUGCACCCCACCCCAGGUGUUGAAGAGGGUAAAUCAUGCCUACAUUUGUUAUCUUGUUGGCUACACUCUUCCUGCCUUUCUCUUGCAAUCUGAAUUCCUUCUUGUCUAUAUCAAUCUAAAUGGAUUUCUGAUGGCGAAGGAUAAAUAUGCAGUAAUACAAGUAAAAAGAAGAACAGGAGUACUUGUGGCACCUUAGAGACUAACAAAUUUAUUAGAGCAUAAGCUUUCGUGGGCUACAGCCCACUUCU
Malaclemys terrapin pileata is the source of this 8460-nucleotide messenger RNA. It is a transcript of the gene ST8SIA3, whose product is annotated as ST8 alpha-N-acetyl-neuraminide alpha-2,8-sialyltransferase 3. Lineage: Eukaryota; Metazoa; Chordata; Testudines; Emydidae. The record is from RefSeq and is a predicted model, not a curated record. Gene Ontology annotation, biological process: N-glycan processing; oligosaccharide metabolic process. The transcript has 4 exons. The coding region runs from base 1 to 1143 and encodes 380 amino acids. Gene Ontology annotation, molecular function: alpha-N-acetylneuraminate alpha-2,8-sialyltransferase activity.